Messenger RNA from Drosophila takahashii, 1053 nucleotides. It is a transcript of the gene Ude, whose product is annotated as Uracil-DNA degrading factor. The record is from RefSeq and is a predicted model, not a curated record. Lineage: Eukaryota; Metazoa; Arthropoda; Insecta; Diptera; Drosophilidae.
ACGCAAAAUCAGUCUUAUUCUGGCGCUUGUAGACUGCAGACGCUAUCUAUCAGAUAUCACAGAUAAACCCAAGUAUUAGCAACCAAAGGAGCAAUCAUGUCGGAGGGCGAAUCCAAGUUUGGCUUCAAGGAUAUGGAGAAGGCGCUGGAGACUUUGAAGUUGCUGGAGGACCAUGACAUGCAGUAUCGCAAAUUGACAGUGCGCGGAUUGCUCGGCAGGGCCAAGAGAGUCCUUUCGAUGACCAAAGCGGAGGAGAAGCUGAAGAACAUAAAUGCGGCCAUCGGAGUCUUUGAGAAGUGGCUGGAGGAGAAUGGCGGAGGAGCGUCCAGCAAGAAUGCCAAGACCGACAGCGAGGACAAGGUGGAGACAGUGCCAGGACUGGGAUUCAAGGACAAGGCCGCUGCGGAGGCGACGCUGAGCAUUUUGGCGGAGCGAGAUCCGGACUACCAGAGGUUGGCCAUUAAGGGACUGAUUGGUAGCUCCAAGCGGGUACUUUCCGGCACCAAGAACGAGGACAAGAUCAAGGCCAUCAAGGAGGGCGUCCAGGUGCUGGAGGAUUUCUUGGAGAAGUUCGAGGCCGAAAACCGAAUCAAGGAGAACCGUGCCUACUUGCCACUGGCCGUGGUCACCAAGCUGCCGGACUCCAAGGAUGAUUUGGCCAGCGAGUUCCUGGAGGCUUAUGGCGGCUCCAAGGCCAAGGGAAACUACAAGCAUCUGCGCACCAUGUUUCCCAAGGCGGAUGAUGAGACCAGCUGGGACAUUGUCCGCAAUCGUCAGCUGACCAAGUUGCUGGAGAAGAUCAAGAGCGAGGAAGCCAAGCUCUUCGAUGCGGAAACGGGAGCUCCCACCGAUCUCCAUCUGCAGUUGAUCCACUGGGCAUACAGUCCGCAGCCGGAUAAACUGAAGCAGUACAUCGAAAAGCUGGCCAAGAAGACUCCGGAGAAACGCAAGCAGGAGAGCAGCAGCAGCAGUGCCAGUAGUUCUAGCCAGGAUUCCGAUGAGGAGGAUAAGCCCAAGAAGAAGAAGAAGAAGGAGGAGUGAGGUGCGAAUGAU